ACGCCUGAUGACCCAGUGCCCGCUGUCAUGCCUGGUGACCCGAUGCCCGCUGGCGAGCCAAAUGACCUGAUGCCUGAUGACCCGGUGCCCGCUGUCGAUCCAGACGAUCCGGUACCUGAUGACCCGGUGCCCACUGUCGUGCCAAUUGACUCAGAGCCCACUGUCGUGCCUGGUGACUCGGUGCCCACUGCCUUGCCAGAUGACGCAGUGCCCGCUGUCGAGCCAAAUGACCUGAUACCUGUCGCCCCUCCUGGGGGCCCGGUGCCUGCCGCUCCCGCCUGAGGGGCCCGGCGCCCGCCGCUCCGCCUGGGGGCCCGGCGCCCCGCCGCUCUGCCUGGGGGCCUGAUGCCUGUCGCUCCGCCUGGUGGCCCGGUGCCUGCUGCUCCGCCUGGUGGCCCGGUGCCUGCUGCUCCGCCUGAUGGCCCGGUGCCUGCUGCUCCGCCUGGUGAUCCGGUGUCUGCUGCUCCGCCUGGUGGCCCGGAGUCCAGCCCGAUGUGCCGCUGCCCGGAGUCCCCGAUGCCCGAUGUGCCGCUGU
Molecule: messenger RNA, 535 nt
Organism: Staurois parvus
Lineage: Eukaryota; Metazoa; Chordata; Amphibia; Anura; Ranidae
Source: the annotation of a GenBank genome assembly